Messenger RNA from Sungouiella intermedia, 327 nucleotides. The record is from the annotation of a GenBank genome assembly. NCBI's taxonomy places the organism in Eukaryota, Fungi, Ascomycota, Pichiomycetes, Serinales, Metschnikowiaceae.
AUGUCUACUCUGGCAGACACCACACGACUCAUCCGCCAUGCUCUCAACCAGAGUCUUAAGUUGGUGGAAUCAGACACAGAGGUUAGCACCAUCGAUGUCAACCUCUUGGGAAACCUCAACACUAACCAAUCGCUCAACUACAUUAAAUUGGAACAGCAUCUUAACUCCUUGGAGCUGGACUCCAAAAAGUUGCUGGCGUUGGAGGAGGAAUUGGUGCUGUUGGUAAAUGACUUGGAUCACAUAGAGAAACAAGUUGAAACUCUUCAAGAAGUCGCCACGGAACUUGACCAGUGGUCGAAGGAAGUGGAGCAAAAACUGAGGACGUGA